AUGUCAGAAAAAGUGGCGAAUUUGAUUAUUACUUCAAAAACAGUCAAUUCCAAAUAUGCCCUAGAUGCUAAUCGAUGGAUUCUUAAAAUAUUAGGUGUUUGGCAUUUCGCCAUAGAUUCAUCUUACUUUUACAAAGUUAUCGCGCUCUGUCACAUUAUAAUUUGCACAUUUCUCUUGUCAUUCGUUAUUAUACCGGGUAUACUUUUUAUUUUUGUGAUUGUAAAAGAUGUGACGACAAGACUUAGAAUUAGUGGAGUUUUUAGUUUUUGUGUAAUGGGAGUUAUCAAAUUUUACUAUCUAAUCAAAAGUAAUAAACAAAUCGGAAAUUGUAUAAAACAGUUGAAUUCUGAUUGGGAACAGAUAAAUGGUAUUGAAGAUAAAGCAAUUAUGGUGAAAUAUGCUCGCUUUGGUCGUAAUAGUUCAAUUAUUUGCGCUGCCUUUAUGUACGGCAGUUGUAUGUUUUAUGCAUGUAUAUUACCUCACGUGUCUGGAGUUUUCAAAAAUAAAAAUGAUCCAACUGAACGAACAUUUGCUUACCCUUGUCAUUUUAUAGUAUUUAAUCAAUAUGAAAGCCCAGCUUAUGAAAUUGUAUUUUCUAUUCAUUGUUGCUGUGCUUUUGUAUUAGCUUCGAUCUCAAAUGCAGCGUGUAAUCUCAUCACGGUAUUAAUAACACACGCAUGUGGACAAUUGGAAAUUUUAAUGGUGUGGCUUAGCGAUCUUAAUAGUUUUCAACAAAAUGAAGUAUAUGCUGAAAAAUAUUCAAAAGUUAUUGAACAACAUGUCAAAUCAAUUAGGUACGCUAUACAUAUCAAAAUUGAAAAUUUAUUCCAACAAAUUUGUUUUAUCGAAGUCGUGGGAUGUACUUUGAUCAUAUGUCUUGUAGGAUAUUAUAUUUUACUUGAUUGGAAUCAAAAAGAUACUGGAGGGAUGACAACGUACGUAAUGCUUCUUAUAUCAUUCGUAUAUAAUAUUUUUUUAUAUUGCUACGUUUGUGAAUUACUUACUACGAAGUGUAAGUUAAUAAGCGAAUCGACAUAUUUGACUCGAUGGUAUCAAAUUCCUGAACAUUUUGCUCGAGGAUUGGUAUUGACUAUUGCAAUAUCUCAAAAUUAUAAUCCAAUAAAAGCCGGAAAAUUAAUACCUCUGUCAAUAAAUACUUUCGGCAUGGUGAUGCGGACAUCAGCAGUAUACCUCAAUUUCCUAUAUAAUACAGAGCAUCUUAAAAGUGAUUGGGCUAGGCCAAAAAGAAAGCAAGACCGACUAGAAAUGAUUAAAAAUGUUGAUAUUGGGCAUAAUAUUACAAAACUUUGUGCUGUAUUUAUGUUUUCUGGAGGUGUGUCAUAUCAUACAAUAAUGCCAAUUUGGAGUGGUAGUACGGUGAAUGAAGCCAACGAAACAAUCAGACCGCUUGUUUAUCCAGGAAAUGAAAUAUUUGUAAACUGUCAAAAAACACCAAUCUACGAAUUUAUUUUUAUUCUCCAUUUAACGUGUGGCAUGGUAAUGCAAACUAUUACGACAGCGGCUUGUCAUUUGGCGGCAGUAUUUGCUAGUCAUGUAUGUGGACAAGUGGACAUAUUAAAAUCGCAAUUAAAAAAUCUGGUAAAUAAAGAAAGUCUGGAGAUAGAUGGUAUUAUUGAAAACCGGAUCGCAUCUAUUAUACAAAGUCAUGUUAGAAUUUUAGAUUUUUCAAAGAAUAUAGAAAAAAUGUUACGUGAAAUUUGUCUCGUUGAAGUAGGGGCAUCAACUCUUAUCAUAUGCUUACUUGAGUACUACUGCAUGACUGAAUGGAGUAACAGUGAAACAAUAAAUAUUCUGACGUACUUAAUGUUAUUAGUAGCGUUAAGCUUUAAUAUUUUUAUAUUUUGCUAUAUUGGUGAACUGUUAAAGAAGCAGUGUACUUCAAUUGGAGAAUCAACCUACAUGAUAAACUGGUACAAAAUACCUAGGAAUAAAGGUAAACAACUGAUGCUCAUUAUUGCUUCAUCGAAUAAUCAACGAAAGUUAACGGCUGGUGGUAUGAUGGAAUUGACUCUUCGCAGUUUUGGCAACAUUAUUAAAACUUCAGUUGCAUACUUAAACAUGCUUAGAACUGUAACUGAGUAA
Microplitis demolitor is the source of this 2103-nucleotide messenger RNA. RefSeq lists its product as uncharacterized. The record is from RefSeq and is a predicted model, not a curated record. Gene Ontology annotation, biological process: sensory perception of smell; detection of chemical stimulus involved in sensory perception of smell. Lineage: Eukaryota; Metazoa; Arthropoda; Insecta; Hymenoptera; Braconidae. Bases 1 to 2103 code for a protein of 700 amino acids. Gene Ontology annotation, cellular component: plasma membrane. The transcript has 11 exons. Gene Ontology annotation, molecular function: odorant binding; olfactory receptor activity.